Molecule: messenger RNA, 4569 nt
Organism: Styela clava
Lineage: Eukaryota; Metazoa; Chordata; Ascidiacea; Stolidobranchia; Styelidae
Source: RefSeq, a predicted model, not a curated record
GAAGAAGAUGACAAUGAAGAAUUGUUAGUCUUUGGAUACGCUUGCAAAAUAUUCCCACCUGACGAUCAUGCUAAAAAUAUUGCUCGGCUGAAUCAUCUCAUCCCUUGGAACGGAGAUGAAAACUUACAGCUGAUGAUUGACAGGUGACUGCAGACUAUUCCAGUUUUUUAUGCUGGUUGAUGCUGACAUGCCAUCAUAUUGACAAGCUUAUUGUGUAGUCUAUUAGCCUUAGGGGAAAAAAUAAAAAUUCAAAUAAGAAUUCACUUCAAAUAAACUACUUAUGUUUUUUUAAUCGAAGAAUCUGUAGAAUAAAAAUUCACUGAAAAAAAUUUGGAUUGAUGAUUACAAAUUGUUUGGAUGUUUCCUGAACUGCAAAUUUUUUUUGAGGUGUUAGAUUUAUUUGGUUUCUACUGCUGACAAAUCUAGGGUAUUAUAUGAAACUAAACUGGUUUGGAAGCAACUAAAUUUUGAUUUCAGUGAGCACAUUUAAGCAUGUAUUGUAAUGAAUUCUACAAUCAGAAUAAGUUAUCGAUUAGUUAAAUUUAAUAAAACUAUACAAGGAAGCAGCAUAUGUACCGGUGAGUGAAAUCUCAAGAUCAAAUAAGAAGAAUUUUUGAAGCUACUAUCGAGAAAUUAGUAGUAAUUAAUGUUCUUACUAAUGCAUUUGUAUUGUGUCAUUUACUUAACUUUUCCAAGUUUCUGUUUUUAUCUCAGAGUCAGAAUAUCGAAUGAGACAACGAAUAAAAGAUAUAAAUUUGUCAUCGAGUGAAGUACAGGAAAUUUAUGAACGAAUAGAUAUGACGGAAGAGCAUCAUUGCAUGAUCUUUCAGAAUUUGAUGUAGAUUCUUGGAAUAUUCAUUAUGAAAAAUCUGAGGAGGAUGCAAGGAUUGAACAACUGUGUGAUCAAGAGAGAUACAUGGCAUUAUAUACUGAUAUUGCAGAAGAGAAGAUCAGACAUGAGGAAGAAUUGAAGAGACUCCAUGCAUCCAUUGCAGGAGAAGAGACUUCAAGUUUUAAGGAAGUUGGAUUUAACUAUGAUUCACAACAAGCACCCAUUGCUCCCAAAGCAGAAAAUCCUGCAGUUCAAGAAAAAGCAGAAGUGGAAGACGAACAUGAAGAAAAACCAUUUAUGGCACCUUCAGCUCUUGCUGUUCCAUCAGACAUGGAAAUUCCCCCCACUGUAAAAAUGCAUGCAAUCAUCGAAAAAACGGCGAACUUUGUCAGCAAUCAAGGUGCACAAAUGGAAAUAGUACUGAAGGCGAAACAAGCAAAUAAUUCUCAGUUUCUGUUUUUGAAUUAUGAUCAUUAUUUGAAUCCAUACUAUAAAAAUAUGGUGAAAAGAAUAAAAGAAGGUAAAUAUCGACCGGGUAUGAAAGAUGAACAUGAUAAAAAAGAGAUUGAAGAAGAGGAAUCUGAAUCAGAUAGCGAUAAUGAAGGGGGAUAUCUCCAUCCAAGUUUAUUUGCAAGUUCAAGUGCGGCGAAUAAAAAAAGGGAAGAAGAAAAUAAAGAGAAAUUUAAGGCAAUACAAAAAGUUGAUCCAAAUCAUCCAUUGGCAAAGUUAAUUGAGAAAGGAAGAAAAGCAAAUGCAUUGAAACAAUAUACUAUGAUGAAGAAUGCUGUUCAAAACUAUAACCCAGGUGCUGAAGAUGCUUUGGAACCUCCACCCUUGCCUCAGUUUUUGGAAAAUGAAGACAGUCGUUCUUCAAGUACUACGAGUAGUCCUGUGCCAACUCAAGAACAUGACGCAAUACACCACAGUAUGACACCGCAGGAAGCAGCAAUGGUUAUUGUUCCACCACCUCCAGAUAUACAACCUAUGGUUGACAGUAUAGCUAAACAAAUUGCAGAGGAAGGGGAUGCUGUGGAAUUGAGACUGAAAUCACAGAACGAUCCAAUGUUAGCAUUUCUACUUCCAUCUCACGAACUUCAUCCUUACUACACAUUUCGUAAAACUUACAUCAGAGAACAAAUCAAAGCUCAACAGAGAUUAUUACUUCAACAACAGCAAACUGCUGCUGAGAAAACCGUUGAUGAAUCAGCACAGGUGAAGUCUGCACCAAUCAGUUUCUCAAUUAAAGUCAAGAAAGAAAAUUCAUCAAAACCAACGAUGAUUCAGAACAGAUUACAAGCACUAGGUGGAGAUGAUGAAGAUGAAUUGGAAGAAGGGGAUGACAAAGGAAAUAAUGAAGAAAAUAGGGAAGCUGGAAAAGAAAAUGAAAAUAAAGAAAACGAAAAUGAAAACAGUACAACGAAUGAAGAAACCACAUUGGCAAUAUUGACGGCAAAAAGAAAGUUUGUUGAAGAACCUGAUGAUUCUGUAGUUGAUGUAGCACCCGAUAUUAUCGCAGAUGACAAGAUAACUGAGAAGCGACCUCGAAGGAAAUUCACCCUAACUCCUCAGCCUCUACCGUCUAAUUUCACUGUUGUAACUCCAACAGGUGAAAGAGUAUCAAUCACAGAAUUUCGCGAAAAACAAGCGGAAAGACGACAGAAAGCAUCUAUGUUUUUGCAGAAGAAAAACCAGGAUUCUGCUGAAGAAUUACCAGUUGUUUCAUCUUCAGCAAAAGUAACGAAUGAUAUUUUUGAUAUAUUUGAAGAUGAUGAUCCAAGUAUCAGUAGUAAUACUGUAACAACUACUGACACUGCUACAACAAGUAUACCUAUUAACGCAGACAACGCCAAAAAAUCAGCAGAACCUGAUUGGGAAGCAGAAGUUUCUAAGGAACCAUCAGCUCGAAUAUCUCCUGCCAAAUCAAUAUCAUCAUCUUCAUCGCGAUCACCUACCAUGGAUAGAAAAUCAUCACCAGCAUUAGAACCUGCAACUGUUCCCACAACUCUGAAAGAUUUGAUUGCAGCUGCAUCACGUUCAAGUACACCAUCACACAAGAAUAAGAAAAAUAAAAAGAGGCAUAGAUCACGUAGCAGAUCAAGAAGUACAUCAAAGUCAAAAUCAAGGUCACGACAUUCUUCACCGAGAGAUUAUUCUGGGAAGCGAUGGUCAAGAUCAAGAAGUAGAGAUAGAGAUUAUCUCCCAUCAUCAUACAGAAGAGUUCUUGGGUCUUCCAGAGACAAUGAGACAAGUUAUAGAUAUAGCAGCCAGCAUAGUAGAUACAACAAAGAUAUUGAUGAUGUACCAAGUGCUUACAAGAUAGAAAAUCCACAACCUUCAUCAUAUGGUAACGGGAAUUCUUCAAGACGUGACAGAGAAAUAUCGCCUUAUUAUAAAAGUCGUAAACGGUACAGACAAGAAUUAGAAAAUGAGGAAGGCAAGAAAAAGCGAAGGUCAAGAAAAUCACCUUCUCAUAAAUCAUCGAAAAAGAAGAAAAGUUCAUCAAAAUCUAAAAAGAAACAUAAAAAGAAGAAAUCAAAGAGUAAGAAAAAGAAAGAAAGAGAAACCAGUAGUGAGGAAGGGGAAUAUGGGUCUAAUAGCGAUGAUGAUAAUGAUAGUUCUGAUGAAAGUGACAAUGUUAGCAAGGUUUAUGUUGUUGAGACGAAACCAGUAGUUGACAAAGAAGAGGGAGAAUUGUCACCUCAACAAGAUAAAGAGUUACUUAACGUGCCAGCUUCAUCAUGAUAUACCUUUGACGAACAUCAGACUGGUUCGAAGGGAAAAGCUUUCUUGACCCCAAACAAAGUAUGCUUAUUGAAGUUGAAAGCAUUUGGAAUGAUGAAACUUCCCAAGUUUAUUUAGUUUCAGUGAGGCAGUGAUUUGACAGGUUGUUGUGUUAAAGAUAGCAGUGCAAGGAAUUGGGGGAAAUUCUCAUAGUUUGGUGAAUUAUGUGGUUAAUGCCAAGUAUGGGCUAUAGAUGGGGUAUAUUUCUUGUGUACUUGUUCCACCACGAAAAAUGUAUUUAAAAAAAUUAGUUCUGGUCAGUAAAACUUGAAUAAAUCUCCCAAAGAUCCCUAACAAAUUUUUAUAACACAAUAUCUUCACCCUUUAAUCAAAUUUAUUCAUGGUAUUACUGAAUACGAUAUUUUAAUUUUUUUCUAAAAGUAGGUUUAAUUUAUAGGAGUUAGGUCAAAUAAGUAUGGUCUAUAAUUCUUUAAUGAACACUGAUUGUUCAUCCACAUCACAAAGCAUUAGGUUAGGCGUUUUGAGUGGAAAUAUUGGUAUUUCCUUACUACAGCCAGUCUGUCGCAAAUAAAUUUUACUUAUUCGUUGGGUGACACUAAAAUAUUCAGUAAUGUGAUACGCAAUAUUAUGCUACCACGUCCGCAUGUACUGUAAUUUAUGAAUGUUUUUCUUGAACGCUUGAGCAUACCAUGUCUUGUUGUUUCACACAAAAAAAUGCAUUUCUGCAGUAUUAUCUCUGCUAUCAUGUCAAAACCCAUACAGGAUAAGUUAUCAGGUAUAGGAUUUCUUCGAUGAUCUUUUACAAAUAAGAAUCUAAUGUUAAAGUUUUUUCUUUUUUCGAAUUGUAACUGACUAUAUAAUUUUGAUCAAUAGUAGAAUGACUGGAGGAUUAUAAAUUAAUAGGCCAUAUUGGUCUGACAUCACUCUUGGUGGCGUUAAUAUUUGUUUUGUAUGAUUUGUUCGACUUUUUGAGUUAAUACAACACCGCUCACAUA